AUGACCCAAGAAACCUGUCUCCCACAAAAAGUCGUCAUGAGCAAACAAGUUGUCGAUUUUGCGGCGAAAAUUCGGGUGCGAACUAAUGUGCGCCUUUUGGAUGUGGAAGUUGAGGCUGAUUGCUACUGCGAAGAUGAUCGCCGAGCCAACCCAUGCCCUCCUCAUCGUCUUUCAACUGCAUCAUCUUCUUCGACCUCUUCAGCUGCAGUCAACUCCGGAAAAGUUAUUUAG
Molecule: messenger RNA, 231 nt
Organism: Oikopleura dioica
Lineage: Eukaryota; Metazoa; Chordata; Appendicularia; Copelata; Oikopleuridae
Source: the annotation of a GenBank genome assembly